CAAAAAUCUGAAAUACUGACUAUUCCCUUCCUGUCGGUCGGUCGGUCACCGUUUUGUAAGCUAACUGAUGAAACGCUUGUAAUUAUAGAAACAGAGGGGAAAGAACGUCCCUGAUUGUACAGUUUUGAAACGUCUUCUUGGCCCAACUCUUGCGAAGGAAUUGUUACUUCUAAGUUCAUGUGCAAACGUAUUUCAAAUCUGUAAACCGCUUUGGAGGCAAACCAAGCACAAGAGAUCUACUCAGUCUUGUUUUGACAGUUUGUGUUUACAUCGCGAGAAUCUGGUGGCUGACUUUAGACUUGUCUUUAGUUGUCUUUUUUGUGUGUGAAUCAGAAUUAGAAAUCAGUGAAGUGAUACUGACACUGAGGUACUUGCAUUACACAACAGGUUAGAGAUUAAUUAGGUCAGGAUCCAACAAAUUCAUUCACGAGUAGAUCUAGAAUCUAGUCAUCACCUUGUGAGUGUGUGUCCAUCAACAAGUUAACAAGAGAAUGGCUUCUUCAGUUUUCACACAGGCUUUUUGUCAACCACAAGUGUCUGUGGCUGUCUCACAUCUCAAUGCAAUGUUUAGCGGGGUGAGAGCUAUGUCUAGCCACAAGGAAGCAAGAAUCAAGGAGAGAAAUGUAUUAGACAGAGACAAGGAAAAUGUCUCAGCUUCCUCAACUUCAAAGACAGAGUGUUGUCACGACAUUGAGUUUGAACCCAUGCAGGUCUCUGAGUUAAAUCUGUUGUUGCGUGACACUCAUGAUGCGGUGACCACACCGACCACAGCUCUGGUGCAGCUGGCCCGCAGUUCAAACCAAAGAAACAGUAGCCUGCGGUGGUCAGAGUGCCACACAUCCGCCAACACAUUCUUUGAAAAUGUAACAGGCUUUCCAAGACACCAGUUAGAUGCAAACCAUCCCCUCCCACUCUCCACACUGCAGAAUGCUGCGAAGGACCCAGUCUUCAGGAGGAUUUUCAAGUCUUUGGUUCAUUCUCAUCAGUAUUCUCAGCACCGGGGCUUUAAAACUCGCCGCUCUGACUAUAAAUCUGGCAUUGGUUCUAGGAAGGAUAAAGAAGAUCAUUCCAUUAUGGAUAAUGUGCAAGAUUUUUUCGGAAAGACUGACAAAUCAACUGUUAGUACAAAAGCUGGCACGUCAGCCAACCAGUCUGUCGGGGCAUCUGCAAAGUCUGGUCAAGAGACAGAUCCGGAGCUUGAGCAGAGACUUAAGGUUGCAUUUGCUGAGGGCUACAAGGCAAGAGAGGAAAGUUCAAAGAAAAAGUUUGGUAGUCUAAGGAGCUUUGUAUUCUUAGCCUUGGGCCUGUAUCUGUUGAUCCAGCUGUUCACGUCUGGAGUUUCUAUCAAACCAGAAGGGGGAUCGUUUGGCUUCCUUAACAGCAUGUCGUACGAGGUGAAUGCAGAGGAAAUAAACGUAACAUUUUCUGACGUCAAAGGGGCUGAAGAAGCGAAACAAGAGCUCCAAGAUGUCGUCAACUUUUUACGGGACCCCGAAAAAUACACAGCUUUAGGUGCAAAACUUCCCAAAGGUGUACUUCUGGUGGGACCACCAGGGGUGGGGAAAACGUUGCUGGCCCGGGCCGUGGCAGGUGAAGCUGGGGUGCCAUUCUUCCACGCCUCGGGGUCGGAGUUUGAUGAGCUGUUUGUUGGUCUUGGUGCCAAGCGGAUCAGACAGCUUUUCACUGCUGCCAAGGAGCAAGCGCCAUGUAUUAUUUUCAUCGACGAGUUUGACUCAGUGGGAGCUAAACGGACUAGUUCUGCAAUCCAUCCAUACGCCAACCAGACAGUCAACCAACUUCUGAAUGAGAUGGAUGGAUUUCAACAGAAUGAGGGAAUUAUAGUGAUGGGGGCAACCAACAAAGUGGAUAACAUGGAUAAGGCUCUACGGCGGCCAGGCAGGUUCGACGUCGAGGUGACCGUGGCUCUUCCUGAUCUGAAGGGACGCAAGGAAAUUAUUGAGCUUUACAUCAGCAAAAUAAAGAAAGACCCCACUGUGGAUGUUGAUAAGCUGGCCAAAGGUACUACAGGUUUUUCAGGGGCAGAGUUGGAGAACUUGAUCAACCAGGCUGCUCUGAAGGCUGUGAUUGACGGUCGGGAGACAGUGACCAUGUCACAUUUGGAACACUCUCGGGACAAAAUCAUCAUGGGUCCAGAGAGAAAGCAUCGUAUUCCAGAUGAAGAAACCAACUGGAUCACGGCGUUCCAUGAGGCCGGACAUACUUUGGUCGCGUUCUACACAAAGGAUGCCACGCCUCUGCACAAAGUCACAAUCAUUCCUCGUGGGCAGUCUCUUGGACACACUGCCUUCAUCGAUGAGAAGGAAGUGUACAACAGGACCGUAGCCCAGCUGAAGGCGUCCAUGGACACUGCAAUGGGUGGCCGGGCGGCGGAAGAGGUCAUAUAUGGCAUGGAGAAGGUGACCACUGGUGCAUCCAACGAUCUACAGAUGGCCACACGCGUUGCCACUGCCAUGGUCAUGGUCAACGGCAUGUCCGACAAAGUUGGCCUGCGAUCUUUCAGUGAUAUGGACAUCAGCCCUGCUCAGAGAGAAGCCAUUGACAAUGAAAUCAGGCGUCUCCUUUCGGACUCGUACGACCGGGCCCGGAACAUCCUGAAGCAGCACCAGCAGGAGCUGAACAACCUGGCCCAAGCGCUGAUAAAGUAUGAGACUCUGGACAAGGAUGAGAUCAAGACUGUCAUCGAUGGGAAGAAACUCAACAGAGCCCUCUGACCAGCAGCACCUCUAGAGAUCUAAAUACAAGGAAUGUUGCACUGUUUUCUUUGUACUGUCUGUCUUGAUUUGGCUGGUUGAUUUUUAUUUCACUAUUUUUCUUCUUUUUUUUUUAUUACAAAGAAAAAAAAAUUGGAGGGGGGGGGGGGGUGUUGUAAUACUUUUUAGAAGUCUGUGCUGUAUUGGAACAUAAUUACAGCAUUUGAAAACAUGGGAAGGCUAAGCUUUAAAGUAAAACAAAAGCAUUAACUGCUCAGUGUAAGACUUCUGCGUACAUCGUUUUUCAAAGUGACAUCUGGCGGAGUCUUACAAUGAGCAGUGGGCAUGAACACUUGUGAGUUGUGUCAAACUGUGGUCUGUCUCUAAUGACAAGGGCAAAAUUUAUAAUUCAGAAAGAGAAAGAGCAGCGAAAUAUAGGCAGUUUUUUUCUAUAUAUUUAUUUAAUUUCUAUAGUGGUACCAUUAUCAUUCUAGCUAAAUAUGCAGUAGCAAAAAAUGAGGCAUUAUUCUGAUCUUUUCCUAUGAAGAUUCACUUGUCAAUAUUUUCUUCAUGAUAUUGGCAUUGUAGUUGUUUUUUUGGGUCUGCUUUCAAAGAAGGUGUGUUCAUUCUACUGUUUUACUAAUAACUAAUAGUUUCUUAGUGAAGAACUCUGUACCGGUAUACAGUAGAGUCUGUUGGCAUGUGUUUUCUUUUCAGCACUGAUCGAAUGCUGCUGUGUUAAGAUACGUCAAAAUAAUUUGUUGACUCAACAUGAUCACUCACUAAGAAGAAUAGAGAUGAAAGUUUUUGUGGGUGGUUGAGAUACUUAGUAAACAUCAUGUAGCAAACUUUUUUUCUCUCCACAAUGAGUUUAGUUGUCUAAUUUUCCCAACCUAAUUUGUUUGGUAGAUCAUUCUGACCAUCGGUAAGAGUGGCAGCUAGGGCUACGUGUCUGCCCCUUUAUUUCCUUACGAGUUUUGAUUCAGUAUUGUGUAAUGUGUCAAAUGUCACGUCAUAGUUGCUGUGUUAAGGUGUGGAUUGUUCAUGAGUGGCUUCUAGGCAUGAGCGGAAAAUGAAUUAUGGCGAUGCUUGAGUUAAUCUGUUAUGUCGGAGCUGGACCGACAGCUGUGGUGUAGCAGUUAGUGUGGAAAAGACACAAGUUAGAUUCCCAUGUGUGAGGUAUUUUUAAAUCAAGCAUAGAAUCUUAUGUCUUUCCGCUGGGCUGGGACAUUGUAUCUCUCUCGGUCGGGGUUGGCCCUUACAGGCAGGGUUGAAGCCGCCCCGUCCUAAAUGAGCUAAUUUACUGAAUUGUAUUGAUGUGGGCUAAAAUAUCUACAAUUUCCAUGACAGUUAAAUCUUUCUGCUGGGUCAUCUUACAGCUAUUGUACCAUUAGAAGUUGUUUUUUUUUGUGUUUAAACACGAAGGGGUUGUCCUGGGGGGGGCUGUUAAUUCAAGGGGGUUCCAGAUUUGACUUAAUGGCUUGUCACAGUGGUUUUGUAUUUUCGCGGUAGGCCAGUGAUUGGUUGGGUGGUGAAUCACAUGCUGGUUUCAGAAGGGUUGGGUUGGGUUUUUUUUUACUUAUAUGAAACUUGUUGAGACAACAAAUGUUUUGAGAACACCACAAAUGUGAGUAAAAGUUGUGUAUCUAUCAUGUGCAUUUUGUCAUGUGUGCUCCUCAUUUUAGAAGCACUUCAUUUGAGUAUUGUUUAGCCUUGAAAAGAUUUGCAAGGAAAUUUGUUUUUUCCAUUGUUUUUCUUUCAAACCUUGGAAUCUAUUUAUCUGUUGGAAAAUGCAUUUAGAAGAGAUAGCUGUUUAUACGCUGGGAAGAUUAGAGAAAUGUUAAUUUACUUUGCUCACUGGACUUGAUGAGUGUUGACGGGUACCAGGUUAGAAACUUGUGUAUAUCAUGUAAGGUUAUGCCUUGAUUUGUGGGGGUGUUUUUCUGUAUUCAUUUUAACCGAAAUCUUUCGUCUUGUGUGUUUAAUCUUCCGAGCUUAUUGAGAAUGCAUUCACUCUGUUAGGGGAUGAAAGCAAAUGCUGUUGACAGGUUAUCUAUUUUUGUUUUUACUUGAUUGGUUUGUUUAUUUUUAAAUUUAUUUUUCAUCAGUUUAAAAUAACCAUUAUUUGUUGUGAUUGUGCUUCUCUGAGAGCCUCCAAAUUGUUCAUCCUGUGGUUUGUUGGGGAAAUGUUGACUCUUGUGGCUGUGUUUUCGUUGAUGCUUGUAUCUCGGUUUUGGUUGAUGAGUUUUGUCUUAGAUGUUGGUGGCUUGGGAAGUAACCUUAUCUCUGUCAAGAGAGGUGUAAAGUUUGCAAACCAAACAAGGACUGAUUACUGUUGUGAGGGGAGGUGGGGGAGGGGGGCUGUUGGUUCCCAGUCAAUCUAGUAAAGCAGCGUUUCUUGAUUGCUGUUUUUAAAGUCUGGUUUUAAAGAUACUUUUACUUUUUCAUUGGUUUCUUUUAUGUUUCAGAGCUAGUUUCUCUUGCUUUAGGUGGUUCCAAAUUCACGACAAUCAUGUGAAUGAGCUGUUUUUCUUUUAUGUUGGGUUUUCAGUUCCAUUUCUGGAACGGUUUCUUUCAACUUUGUGUCCUCAUGCAUGUGGCCCACUGUUACAGUGACUUUUUGUUUUUUGCAUCAGGCAGAGUGGUUAAACUAUGACAGAAUACAAAGACAAAAUGAUUGUUCAAGUGAAUACUUUUGUUACUCCGGUCAUAGCUGUUAAAUAUUUGCCUCAAAUGAUUGAGCCAGUUCUGGAUGAGACAUGACUGAAGAAAUGGGUGAACAUCUGAUACUUCUAUUUCUGGAUUUCCUUGUUGGUAUCCAGCCAUCAGAAGGUCAAAGUUAAAAGGGUUUUUUUACCAUCUGGAUUUGUUUAGCCGGGAUCAUUAAUUUUUGGAGUGCCGUGGUAUGGCUUGUCUUUUAGUGGUAUUACGGAUAGGUUUUAUGCACAGGAAUCUUCCUAAGCCUAUUGCCUGUUGGGUACCUAAUGUAUUUCUUGGGGAAUGUUGAAGCCACCCCGAUUAACAUCUUUUAUAAUGAAAAAAGUCAAGAAUAAACCAUUGUACAAAGAUC
This is a messenger RNA of Aplysia californica (California sea hare), 5781 nucleotides long. RefSeq names its product ATP-dependent zinc metalloprotease YME1L. NCBI's taxonomy places the organism in Eukaryota, Metazoa, Mollusca, Gastropoda, Aplysiida, Aplysiidae. Gene Ontology annotation, molecular function: ATP hydrolysis activity; ATP-dependent peptidase activity; ATP binding. Gene Ontology annotation, biological process: protein quality control for misfolded or incompletely synthesized proteins; mitochondrion organization. Gene Ontology annotation, cellular component: mitochondrial inner membrane. The record is from RefSeq and is a predicted model, not a curated record. Bases 492 to 2732 code for a protein of 746 amino acids. The transcript is spliced from 20 exons.